This is a messenger RNA of Dunckerocampus dactyliophorus (ringed pipefish), 3233 nucleotides long. RefSeq names its product estrogen-related receptor gamma-like. The coding region runs from base 246 to 1622 and encodes 458 amino acids. NCBI's taxonomy places the organism in Eukaryota, Metazoa, Chordata, Actinopteri, Syngnathiformes, Syngnathidae. Gene Ontology annotation, molecular function: sequence-specific DNA binding; nuclear steroid receptor activity; zinc ion binding. The record is from RefSeq and is a predicted model, not a curated record. Gene Ontology annotation, cellular component: nucleus. Gene Ontology annotation, biological process: regulation of DNA-templated transcription. The transcript is spliced from 9 exons.
CUUGUGGUUCGUGUCUUAUUGUUGUGGCAUUGUCCAAACGUUGGGAUCGGGGAGGAGAGAUCAUGCAGGUGAUGUAGGCGAGGUUCACUCUGCUCCCAGGCACCCAGCUGGAGAGUCACAGCACAGCGGAGGAGGAGGAGAAGAAGAAGUUGUAUAGAUGAUGAGAAGAAGUGAGAGGAAAGUCCAGUAGAGAGCAAAGAAGACCUUUUCAGCACAUAGCCAGAGCAUGGUAGCAUAAGCGCCCCAUGGAUUUAGUCGACCUCUACCUCCCUGAGUGCUUCACCUACCACCCGGACACACAAGAUCUGGGCAGGAUGUCCGUGAGGGUCCUGGACCCCACCUGUACCUCCUCCAUAAAGCGGGAGCCCUCCAGCCCCAGCUCCCAGGGAGAUGCCAGCCCGGCUCAGCCCAGUCCUGGGAGCUCUUCCUCGGACACCAACUGCAGCUACGGACCCCUCAUUAAGGGCCACAGUCACAGCAAUGAGCUGGACUCACCGGGUCUUUAUGGGCGCACACCGAGGUCGGCUCACAACGGAGGAACCAACAGGAGGUUUGUGGAGGAAGCCCAAGUGAAAUGUGAAUUCCUCCUGGGCUCCGUGGCCAAGCGUCUGUGUCUGGUGUGCGGCGACGUGGCGUCGGGCUACCACUAUGGCGUGGCCUCGUGCGAAGCCUGCAAGGCCUUCUUCAAAAGAACCAUCCAGGGUAACAUUGAGUACAGCUGCCCGGGGUCCAAUGAAUGUGAGAUCACCAAGCGGAGGAGGAAGUCGUGCCAGGCAUGUCGAUUUGUCAAGUGUUUGGCUGUGGGCAUGCUGAGGGAAGGUGUGCGCCUGGAUCGGGUCCGAGGCGGCCGCCAGAAGUACAAGCGAAGAAUGGACGCCGAGACCAGCCCGUAUGUCCACAUCCAGCACGUUUUGCCGCAGAAGAAAACAUUCGGGACGGGCGGGGACGACAAAGUGGUGUCCCUGCUCCUGCUGGCCGAGCCCGAAGCCAUCUUUGCCAUGCCGGACCCCACGGUGCCCGAGAGCGACAUCAAGGCUCUGACCACACUGUGCGACCUGGCCGACAGAGAGCUGGUGGUCAACAUCGGCUGGGCCAAGCAUGUACCAGGCUUCCCGUCGCUGUCGCUGGCGGACCAGAUGAGUCUCCUGCAGAGCGGCUGGAUGGAGAUCCUGAUCCUGCGCGUGGUCUUCCGCUCGCUGGCGCUGGAGGACAAGCUGGUCUACGCCGAGGACUACGUGAUGGACGAGGAGCGGUCCAAGAUGGCCGGCCUGCUCAACCUCAACAACGCAAUCCUGCAGCUGGUCAGGAAGUGCAAAGGCGUCGGGUUGGACAAGGAGGAGUUUGUGCUGCUCAAGGCCAUCGCGCUCGCUAACUCAGACUCGGUGCACAUCGAGGACCCUGAGGCGGUGCAGAGACUCCAGGACGUCCUCCACGGGGCCCUGCAGGACUACGAGGCCACCCGGCACCCGCAGGACCCUCGGCGGGCAGGCAAGCUGAUCAUGAGCCUUCCUCUCCUGCGCCAGACGGCUGCUCGCGCCGUGCAGCACUUCUGCGGCGUCAAACAAGAUGGCCGCGUGCCCAUGCACAAACUCUUCCUGGAGCUGCUGGAGGCUAAAGCCUGAGGGAGGAACGCCCCCCACCCCCCCGCGGUCAAGGAUGGAAGCGGCAUUGACUUCAUUGAGUUUUUUUUAUGUUUGAUGCCACAGGGAACUUGGCAACUCGCCCUCUUGUGAACAAUAACAGAAGGACGGCCUUUGAGGGACACAUGCCAAACAAACGCAAGAGCUUCUUUUCUGAUACUUGAACACCCUCGUACACCAUCUUGUCCUUCUGGAAGCCUCCUCAGAUGCAUUCUAUUCUAUUCUAUUUCUUCAUGGAGGGAAACUAUAGUGUCUCCUCCUCCUUUCAAGAAACCAGCAAACACAAUUAGAGAGGACAUUUUCAGGGAAAGAAACUACUAAAGCAACGUGAUAUUUAUUUGAAAAAUGUGUUCAUUUACCUGUGAAGGCUGGAUUCAACUUAACUUUUUUUUUUAAAAAUACACAAACUUGUCAGCACUGAGAGCGUCUCGUGUAAAUGGACUUGAAGAUCCAAAUGAACAUACAUCCGGUAUCUACAGUAGACCGCAGCGCUGUUAUUAGUACAAAACAGACCAUUGGAAAAGUCCCACAAAGUCUUUGUAUUUAUUUAGUAUAAUAUUUUAUUUUUAAAAUGAUUAAAAUGCAUUUUGCUCCUGUUGAAUCAUUUUUAAAUCAAAUUUUUAUUCUCAUUAUUUGAUGUUUUUAAAAUAAAAUAAUUCUAAUUAAUCAUGCAAAAUAUAAGUAAUAAUGUCUCCCAAUAUCUCUAAAAUAAUUCCAUGUUUUGGCUGAAAAAUGUGAGCAUUGUAAUAAUACAAAAAAAAACAACCUAAUUGCAUACAAAUAUUUUACAACAAAAAAGAGCAAAACGUCCAAUUGUAAUAAAGUUCUUGAAUUAGUGUCCAAUAUGAGCUGGAAAGUCCUUUCUACGGUAGACAUUCACGUGCACUACUUUUCCUCGUAGCCGUUAUGAAACUUUAUUUUUUUUUGUUUUUUUGCUAGUGUGUCUGCUGCAGUGUGCUUUGUGUGCAGAAUCAUGGCAAAUCUCACGGAAUGAAGGAUUCGUGCGUCGUUUGAUGAAAAACAUAAUGCUACUUACUUUUCCGUCAUGUCUGAAGUGUUUGUUUCUCAGGUGCACAUUUGGGCAGCAAUAAAGAAGUGUCUCCUCCACUCACCGCGUUGUCUUUCCUCACAACAAGAAGGUGAUGGAAAAUGGAGAAUUGAGAGCUAUAGAGCCGCAUGACAAAGGCCCGUCAAAGCCCAGUAGGAUACAUUUUUUAUAAUGAAUGGCCGCCUAAGGGAGUCUGCAGGGAGUGACGGUCAUCAGACGCCGCUGACGCCGCUUCAUCAUCCAAGAGAGAACUCCACUUCUAAAGAUUGAAGUGACUGGAUCAUCCGUUUAAUAAAAGAAUGUGUCAUCUGUUCGAUAAAAGAAUGUAUAAGAUAUGUGUAAUGACGGUGGCCGGAACCUGGUGGUGCUGUGAUGCAACUGAAGCGAAGCCAUUUUCAGUGCAACAAAGAAGGCUCGCAGCAGCCGCUUUAUUGUGACAUCUUGUGGUCACAUUGUGUUACUGCAUUGCACAGCGUACAUACUUUGUACAUACUCGCUUUUAGGAUCGUUAGCGUUUACAUUUCACUGGGAUUUUCCUUAAAAAC